Coccinella septempunctata (seven-spotted ladybird) is the source of this 1112-nucleotide messenger RNA. RefSeq names its product CDP-diacylglycerol--inositol 3-phosphatidyltransferase. Gene Ontology annotation, molecular function: CDP-diacylglycerol-inositol 3-phosphatidyltransferase activity. NCBI's taxonomy places the organism in Eukaryota, Metazoa, Arthropoda, Insecta, Coleoptera, Coccinellidae. Gene Ontology annotation, biological process: phosphatidylinositol biosynthetic process. The record is from RefSeq and is a predicted model, not a curated record. Bases 250 to 912 code for a protein of 220 amino acids. The transcript has 5 exons. Gene Ontology annotation, cellular component: membrane; Golgi apparatus.
UGUAAUUAACAAUUUCCUCCGAUAUUUUGAUAUGAAAAUUAAAGAAAUCAGUCUAUUCCCAAACGAAAGUUCUCCUUUCAGAUGAAAUAUUAAAACUUCUUAAGAUAUUAAGGCUUUCCUGGGGUGAAGACGCAUGUGUGAAGCUUCCAGGAACUCAAAAUCGAUAUUUGUUUCGUGUAUUCAAUCAGAAUAAUCAGAUCAUAAAUUAAAUUAAACUCGAAUCUCAUUAAAUUUUUAAUACGUGCCAAAAUGAGUGAGAAAGUUGAAGAAAAUAUAUUUCUUUUCAUUCCAAACCUGAUAGGGUAUGCCAGGAUCAUUUUAGCCUUCAUUUCUUUUUAUUUCAUGAGCACUAACUAUUUGAUUGCAUUGGCAUCUUAUGCCAUAUCUGCUCUACUUGAUGCCAUCGAUGGACAUGCCGCAAGGUAUUUCAACCAGGGCACCAAAUUUGGGGCGAUGUUGGAUCAACUAACCGAUCGCUGUGGAACCAUGUGUUUGUGUGCGGUUUUGGCACAUUUAUAUCCAGAACACAUGUUUUGGUACCUCCUUUCCAUGUGUAUCGAUAUCUCGUGUCACUGGUUAUACUUACACACUUCCAUCCUACAAGGAAAAUCAAGUCAUAAGUUCAUCGAUAUGUCGGAAAAUCGAAUAAUGAACGUGUAUUACACCAACAGGACUGUUUUGUUCUUUAUGUGUGCCGGUAACGAAUGUUUCUAUUUGGCGCAAUAUAUUCUCCAUUUCACAUCGGGACCAAUAUUUAUGGGGCUGCAUAUUAUUAAGGUUAUACAAAUCAUAUCAUUCCCGAUAGCGAUUUUAAAGAGUGGAAUAUCUCUAUUGCAUUUAGUCGUGGCUUGUAAGAAUCUAUCGAUAAUAGACUGCAACGAAAGGAAGAAAGUUGUGAAGAAACUCGAAUAAAGGGUGCAAAAGACGAAGUGAACCUAGAUCAUACAGAGUAUUCCAAACUGAAGAAUUUUUUCCGACUAUAUGAGAUGUUACGAUACCAAAGAUUUAAAAUUUACGUUUGUAUUUGUUGAUGUGUGAAUUCCUUGAAAAACAAUAAGUUUAAUGUUCCUAACCUUAUAGAUUCCAAAAUUUGAUUAAAUGUUAACCGUAAA